Messenger RNA from Penicillium digitatum Pd1, 648 nucleotides. RefSeq lists its product as uncharacterized. The record is from RefSeq and is a predicted model, not a curated record. Lineage: Eukaryota; Fungi; Ascomycota; Eurotiomycetes; Eurotiales; Aspergillaceae.
AUGCCGACAACGCCCUCCCGCCAACUCCUUUCAACGUUAAUAACCUCUCUCGGCAACACCCGCUGGACCUUACUCCGAACCCUCCGGAGUGAGAACCCCCUCGACCUAAACGGCGAGCUCCGCGGGACCGCGGCCUUCACCGCACAACCUCCCACCACCACCGACCGCGACUGGCUAUACUGCGAAGAAGGGGAGAUACCUAGCCAUGUUGGCACAGGGGCUUUACCGCCUGGUCUACGGUGGACAAAGAAGUACAUCUGGCGCCUAGACAGCGACAGCGGACGCGUUAGCGUCUGGUUCGUAAAAGUCGCGCCGGGCCCGGAAGAAGCAGACUACCUAUUCCACAACUUCGACUUUGAUUCGGGUUCGGAUUUAGAUUCGCUACCAGAUUUGGAAUCGGUGUCUGCGCAGAGGGAUCCCGGUGAAUUCGUCACGCCGCCCGUGCCGCCUGCUGUGUCAACCUCCGGCAAGACUACUGUCCUCAAUGCUCGAGGCAACCAUCUCUGUAUCAACGAUAUGUAUCGCACGGCGUAUGCGUUCCGCAUUGAGCCUGAUACCGGGAAGGUGCUUAGCUGGGCUAGUCGGCAUGUUGUGCGCGGGCCGAAGAAGGGGCAGGACAUCGUUAAUCGGUACGAGAAGGAGGCAUGA